AUGUCUGACGAGAACUACGGAAGCUACCAGAGUGAAGUCUACGGCAAGGGUACCCUGAUGGGUAUCCUGCCCAGUGUCACGACGGAUCCUCGGCUGUUGGAGGAACAGGCGCGGAAGGCGCUUGGAGAGCGCUCGUUUAAUUACGUCGCCGGGGGUGCAGGUGAGAAGGCCACGAUGGAUAGUAACCGAUUGGCUUUUCGGCAGUGGAAGUUAAUUCCACGGAUGCUGCGCAGUAUGGACGGCCAGGACGUUUCCGUCGAGCUGUUUGGACAGAAAUACGGUAGCCCGCUCAUCAUGGCCCCCGUCGGGGUUCAGGGUAUCUUCCACGAAGACAAGGAAACAGGCCUGGCAGAGGUUUGCGAAGAAAUCGGCAUCCCUUAUAUAAUGAGUACGGCUGCCACAAGCACUAUUGAAGAAGUGGCUGCAGCAAGCGACGGUGGUAAGCGGUGGUAUCAGCUAUAUUGGCCUCAAGAUAACGAUAUCACCCUGUCUCUUCUGAACCGGGCCAAAGCAAACGGUUUUUCGGUGCUGGUCGUCACCCUUGACACUUGGUCAUUGGCGUGGCGCCCGGCAGAUCUGGAUAAUGGCUACGUGCCUUUCCUCAAGGGCGUUGGGUGCCAGGUCGGAUUCAGCGACCCGGUUUUCCGGGAGAAAUUCGAGAAAGAGGCUGGUUGCACCAUUGAAGAGGACAUUGUGGGUGCAUCGCGUGCAUGGCUCGGUCAGGUUGCUGCCAGUGGACCACAUACUUGGGAAGAGUUGGCGUUUGUGCGGAAACACUGGGAUGGUCCUAUUGUCUUGAAGGGUAUUCAACAUGUAGAGGAUGCGAAGAUGGCACUGAAGUAUGGGUGCAAUGGCAUUGUGGUCUCCAAUCAUGGCGGUCGUCAGCUCGAUGGUGCUAUCGGGUCUCUGGAUGUCCUUCCCGACAUUGUCGAUGCGGUCGGUGAGCAAAUGACAGUGCUCUUCGACUCGGGAAUCCGAACUGGCGUGGAUAUCAUCAAAGCGCUUGCCCUGGGUGCCAAGGCCGUACUGGUCGGGCGACCGGUGAUUUACGGCUUGGGCAUCGACGGGCGCAAUGGUGCAAAACAGGUGUUCAAGGGCCUGCUGGCAGAUCUUUGGCAGAGCAUGGGACUGGCAGGGAUCCGAACGGUGGCCGAGUGCGACCGGACGGUGAUUCGCAGGGUGCAGCAUGCGGGCGAUGUCAAGGCGAUGAUGUAG
Penicillium subrubescens is the source of this 1215-nucleotide messenger RNA. RefSeq names its product lactate 2-monooxygenase. The record is from RefSeq and is a predicted model, not a curated record. The coding region runs from base 1 to 1215 and encodes 404 amino acids. NCBI's taxonomy places the organism in Eukaryota, Fungi, Ascomycota, Eurotiomycetes, Eurotiales, Aspergillaceae. Gene Ontology annotation, molecular function: oxidoreductase activity; FMN binding. The transcript is spliced from 4 exons.